AUGUACCAGUUCGUUUCCAUCCAACAGUUCAGCCACAACAAUGUAAUGGGAAAAAUCGCCUGCACAGGUCAGGCAAAAACAGACACAUGGAAAAAAGAGUUGCUCGAAAUUUUACAAAAUGAUGAACUCCCUCUAGUCAUUAUGGACAAAGUAGGUACCUUCACCCGUCUGAAGGAGAAGCAGAAUUUAUUGUAUGAGAGGAUCAUCUUUAAACCAACGAGCUUUUCCGCUUUGUCUCAUUUUAUGGAGAUGAUGAAGAAAGAAAGUUUACUGAGCCAAUUUGAUAUGUACUUCUUCGAAGAAGAAUUUCACAAAAUGAAAUUAACUAGGGGACAAAAUAGGAGGGAACUUUUUAUAGACAUCAGAGGAGUUCAUCGAGAGAAGCACAGCUCAUUGGAGAUGUCCACUCUGGAUGGGUCAGUUAAAACGAAGUGCACAGCGAGCGAAUUGCUCAAGAAGUACAGUGUGGAGCCGCUAUACUAUUAUAACAUCCAAAGGUACGAGCCGAACGAAGACCCCUCGUCCUUCCUCAUCGAUAGAAGAAGAUUAACAAAGGAGGAAUACACGUACCAGUAUGUUUCCACCAUUUUGCCUUACAUAUGCUUCACCCUCAUGUUGUUCUUCCCGCAUGUCCUCAUAUGUUUGUAUAUCCCACAUGUGAAGGAGAAAAAUGAGAAGCAUCGAAAACUGUGCAGAUUAUUCCAAAUUAAGCAGCACGUACACAUGUAUAAGGACAUCAGACCGGAGCAUCUGCAAAACGUUAUUGACAACAAUGUGAAGACACUCGUAUUCUUUUACAACAAUGAGGUGUUUAUGAAUAUGCACGUGAAAUCUUUAAUGGUUGAUUUGUCCCGAAUUUUAAAAAAAAAUUCUGUUCCUGUUAAUGUGGUCGGUAUCGAUACAGCUAAGCAUAGCAUUCGGUACGGUGUGGCCAAAGAUUUUGAGGAGGUUCUUUUUCCUGUGAUUUAUUUUAUUUGUCCUUACCAGUAUCAGAAUGAUAGUGGCGUUCUUCGGAUUGAAGGCCCACUAACCUUGGAGAACAUCUGCGCACAGAUCGCGCAGUUCGUGCACGUUCCUCGCAACGCCUUCAGCCAGAUGCGGGACCUGACCCGCCUCAGCGACAACCUGCAGAGGUGCAUAUUCGAGCACGAAGUCAUGAACCGGAGGAGGGACCAAAUAUUGUAUGACUACGGUACGGAGAUAGCUCACCUGUCUUGUCUCCACCUGAAUGGUCAGGUGCCAUUCUGA
Molecule: messenger RNA, 1248 nt
Organism: Plasmodium inui San Antonio 1
Lineage: Eukaryota; Apicomplexa; Aconoidasida; Haemosporida; Plasmodiidae
Exons: 2
Coding region: 1-1248 (415 amino acids)
Source: RefSeq, a predicted model, not a curated record